Messenger RNA from Drosophila suzukii, 507 nucleotides. RefSeq names its product gram-negative bacteria-binding protein 3. NCBI's taxonomy places the organism in Eukaryota, Metazoa, Arthropoda, Insecta, Diptera, Drosophilidae. Gene Ontology annotation, molecular function: carbohydrate binding. The record is from RefSeq and is a predicted model, not a curated record.
AGUUCCCGACCCAAUCCAGUUACCAUCAUGAUGUCGCAACCAUCCAAGUUCCCAGUCUAUCUGCUCCUCAUCGCUAUUUCCGUGGGAUGUAGUCUAUCCUACGAUGUGCCCAAGGCCACCGUCAAGGUCAAUUCACCGAAGGGCUUUGAGGUCUCCAUUCCCAACGAACCCGGUAUUUCGCUGUUCGCCUUUCACGGCAAAGUCAACGAGGAGAUGGAUGAUCUGAGCGAUCAGACUUGGGCGGCCGAUAUAGUGAGUUCCCGAAACGGACGUUGGACCUAUCGCAACCGGAACCAGAAACUUAAACCCGGAGAUGUUCUGUACUAUUGGACAACUGCGCGGUACCAUGGAGUCGACUACCACAACUACAACCAGGUUCAUAGGGUCGGCCAGGGGGAUUCCCAGAGAAUUGAUGUGAACGGUUCCAAUGGUGGUCGCCAACCUGUAGUCGCCAACGGCCACAACACCAUCAAUAUAUUUGUACAAUAAAUGAUACGAAACUACAAA